Verticillium alfalfae VaMs.102 is the source of this 340-nucleotide messenger RNA. RefSeq lists its product as hypothetical. The transcript has 2 exons. The annotation marks the transcript as partial. NCBI's taxonomy places the organism in Eukaryota, Fungi, Ascomycota, Sordariomycetes, Glomerellales, Plectosphaerellaceae. The record is from RefSeq and is a predicted model, not a curated record.
AAGGCAGCGAGUGAGAGACCCGCAAACUCCCUUUAUUUUGAAAACCCAGAGUCAAGGCGUUUACGUAUUCCGCCUCGUGCUUUUCCAGAGUCUUCUUUCUUGAGCCGUCAGAAAUCUUUUGAUGCACUUGCGAUCAUAAGACAUCAUAUUCCACUCUUCCCUCCUGCGCGCCUGCAACCCCAUCCAACUCGACAGACGAAUUUCGCAGAACAAACCCUCGAUCCAUCGCGCAGUUUACAGCCGAUUCUUUACAACCCCUCCAUCCCACCCCUCCAACUGCCCCAGUCAAUAUCCGGAUUCCCCGCCAACCCUCUCCGAUAAGCACCCUUUAGCCCCGCGA